This is a messenger RNA of Phragmites australis (common reed), 4102 nucleotides long. RefSeq names its product protein ALWAYS EARLY 2-like. Lineage: Eukaryota; Viridiplantae; Streptophyta; Magnoliopsida; Poales; Poaceae. Gene Ontology annotation, cellular component: nucleoplasm; transcription repressor complex. The record is from RefSeq and is a predicted model, not a curated record. The transcript has 22 exons. The coding region runs from base 460 to 3957 and encodes 1165 amino acids. Gene Ontology annotation, molecular function: DNA binding. Gene Ontology annotation, biological process: regulation of transcription by RNA polymerase II; regulation of cell cycle; DNA-templated transcription.
AGCAACAGCUCCGAUUUCCCUUCUCUCUCUCUCUCUCUGUUCCCGGCCGCGACCGCGAAACCACGCCCUCCGCUCCCUCUCGCCAAUUCGCACCCUCCCCCGCCUCCUCCCACCAUUCCCACUCCGGCGAGGAGACAGUUCCUCGUCCCUCUCCGGCGAGGCUUCGGCAGCGGCGGCUGCACGGCUGUUUCCCGAUCUGCCGCUAGCCGGAGGAGGCUCGAAAUCGCGCGGCCGCGUCCUCCGCCGUAGCCUCGCACUGACGGGGGAGCACCCGGCUCACCCUCUCCGCUGUUUGCACGAGCCGACGACGGCUGGCCGCAGCGAUUCGCGUCCUCAUCGGAGGCGCUGCUCCCGUCCCCGCAGCCACCUCCAGGGACUCGGGGCUCUCCGGCCCCCCGAUUCGCCUCGUCAUCGGCUGCUGGAGACCAGGGUCUCUCCUGGUAGGUUGUGCAAUUCUCCAUGGCUUCAGCAAGAAAAGUGAGAAAUGUGAAUAAACGCUAUGCCAAAAUCAAUGAAGACUGGCAGGAUAAAGAUGCAACAAAUGUACAUAAAAGUAAAGUGCGAAAGAAAAAGUUAUCAGACAUGCUUGGGUCUCAGUGGAGCAAAGAUGAGCUCGAGCGUUUCUAUGGAGCCUACAGAAAAUAUGGAAAAGAUUGGAGAAAGAUUGCUGGUGCUAUCCGUGAUAGAACAUCUGAAAUGGUGGAGGCUCUGUACAACAUGAAUAAGGCUUAUUUAUCUCUUCCCGAGGGAACAGCUACUGCUGCGGGGUUAAUAGCGAUGAUGACUGAUCACUACAAUAUUCUGGAUGGAAGUAACAGUGAGCGUGAAAGUAAUGAUUCACCAAAAACUUCUAGGAAGCCACAGAAGCGUGGUCGUGCUAAGUUUCAAUCUGUGUCUAAGACAUCUGAUACACGUUACCCUGAUCUAUUGCAAUCUCAACCUGCUUCAUCGAGCUAUGGGUGCCUUUCUUUGUUGAAGAAGAAGCGUUCUGGAGACCUUUUUGUAGGGAACAGGCCACGUGCUGUUGGAAAAAGGACUCCACGAGUACCUGUCGCAAGCAUGUACCAUCGAGAUGACUGGGGUGUAGCAAAUAGACAAGCAAAACCAGAUGCUAACAAUGGUGAUCAUGAAGGAGCUCACGUAGCGGCGCUUGCUCUGGCAGAGGUAUGUCAAAGAGGAGGCUCACCUCAGGUUUCUCAAACGCCUGGAAGAUCUGGUGAUCAUAUGUUCCUGUCUCCAGUUAAAAGUAGUGACAGAAAAAAUGCGGAUUCAGACAUGGGAAGCUCAAAGUUGCAUGGGUUUCAAUUGGAUGCUGAUUACCCUGAAGGUAGCUUAGGAAGUAGGGAAGCCGAAACUGGUGACUAUACCAAAGGUGCAUCGUAUUUGGUGACUAAGGAAGGUUCUGCAUCUGGGAAGUCUCAGAAGAAAGUAAAGAGGUCUCAUAAGAGGAGGAGAAAAGCUGCACGCAAAACAGGCGAUCAGUUUGAGGAUGACAGAGAGGCUUGCAGUGGUACUGAAGAAGGGCAUAGUGCGAGAAAGGCUAAAGAGGAAUCAGAGCUGGAGGCACUGGGAAGUAAAACUGUAUGGCCAUCUAGCAUGUCAAGUAAAAGAAGUCGACAACUGUUUUUUGGCGAAAGCUCAGCUCUAGAUGCAUUACAUACAUUAGCUGAUCUAUCUGUGAAUAUCCUACAACCUUCUUCAAUUGUUGAAUCCGAAUCAUCAGCACAGAUUAAGGAUGAAAACAAAGACAAUGAUUCUGAUGAAAAGCCCGGUAUGCCUGCAGCAGUAUCAGUGUCUGAGCAGAAAGAUAACUCCAAAAGUACAGCAAAAAAACUCAAAAGGCAGUCAGACAUUGCAGGCACUGACAUGGUUACUAGGAAAAAAGCUAAACUUGCUAAAGAUCCUCAUCAUGAUGGGAGCACCACUUCUGAAGUAAAGCAACAAGCUUGUACGUGUGGCAUUAAAACAGAGAAAAAGAAGAGGAAGUCUUCCACAGGAAAGGUUUUGAAAGAUAGAAAGAAUACACUAAAAGAUGUUGAGAAGACUGAGGUUUCUACUGAAGAAGGGAAGAUAUCUUCUAAUAAAGUUAUGGAUAUUGCAGAGACAACUGCACAAGGUGCAACAACUCCGCAGGGUGACUUGACAUCAAAGGAUAGAAGUCGCCGUAAAUUAGGCAUUCAGAAAUCAUUAACUCAAGAAUGUAAACCUACAGAGGGUGCUGAUGAUUCGGGAAGUGAUAAACUUUCUUACUCAAUGAAUAAUGUUAGCGAUCUUAAGGACAAACUCUCUCACUGCUUGUCAUCACGUUUGCUCCGUAGAUGGUGCAUGUUUGAAUGGUUUUACAGUGCAAUCGAUUAUCCGUGGUUUGCCAAGAGUGAAUUUGUUGAGUAUUUGAAUCAUGUCAAGCUGGGUCAUGUGCCAAGGCUGACUCGUGUUGAGUGGGGUGUCAUAAGGAGUUCUCUUGGAAAGCCCCGUCGAUUGUCCAAACAGUUUUUGCACGAGGAGAGAGAGAAGCUUGCUCAGUAUCGUGAUUCAGUCAGACAGCACUAUGCUGAACUUCGAUCUGGUGUUCGAGAAGGUCUACCUACAGAUCUUGCACGACCUCUAGCAGUUGGACAGCGUGUUAUAGCCUGCCAUCCUAGAACAAGGGAACUUCAUGAUGGGAAUGUUCUGACUGUUGAUCAUAAUCGUUGCCGGGUUCAAUUUGAUUGGCUUGAGCUGGGUGUUGAGUUUGUGAUGGAUAUUGAUUGUAUGCCCCUGCAUCCUCUGGAUAAUUUCCCUGAGUCUCUCAGACAGCAAAACUUUGUGAACAAAUAUUACAACAGCUUAUCAGAAGCAAAAUUCGAGGAUGGGGUGAAAGACUUGGGUAGCGGAGGUGCAGCAAGAUUCACAUCAAACGUGAAUUUGAAUGGUGCCGAUGGGGCCUUCCAUAUACCUUAUGGUCACCCAAUAAGUACUUUAAUGAAGCAAGCAAAGGGUGACACAAUUGAUUCCAUUGCACAGGCCAAAGCUACAGUUAAUGAGGUUACAGUUGCUGCACAACAGGCAAUGUAUAAUCAGCCAUGCACUCUCUCACAGAUACAGGAAAGAGAAGCUGAUAUAAGAGCUCUUGCUGAACUAUCACGUGCUCUUGAUAAAAAGGAAGCUUUGCUGGUAGAGUUGAGGCACAUGAAUGAAGAAGUGUCUGGAAAGCAGAAGGAUGGGGAAACUAUUAGAGACUUGCAGCAUUUCAGGACGCAAUAUGCUAUGGUGCUUGUGCAGCUAAGAGAUUCCAAUGAUCAAGUAGCCUCAGCCUUGCUUUCGCUGCGGCAACGCAACACAUAUCGUGCGAAUCCAGUACAAUCAUAUCCUAAAUCCAUGGAAAAUGGCGGAGCCUUUACUGGAGCACCAGACCCGUACAACCUUUUUGGUUAUAUUAAUCCGGAGUCUGGUUCCCAAGUGAUUGAAAUUAUUGAGACUUCAAGGUGCAGAGCAAAAACGAUGGUUGAUGUUGCUAUUCAGGCGAUGUGCAAAGUGAGUGAAGGAGAGAAUGCUUUUGCAAAAAUAGGUGAAGCACUAGAUAAUCUGAGUAGCCGCGGUACUGGAUCUGGUUCAAGCAUAUUAGGCAUAAGGCGGAUACCUCCUGAUUCAGGACAGGCAAAUUCAUCUUACCAAGAUAACGGCACACCUACCCCUGCAACAAACAAUGCCUCCAGUCCAAGAUUGCCCAACGAGUGUGAUUCCGAAGCCCAAUAUCCUUCCGAAUUGAUUUCAUCCUGUGUCGCCACCAUUCUUAUGAUACAGAACUGCACGGAGAAGCAGUACCAUCCUGCCGAAGUCGCGCACAUCCUUGAUUCUGCAUUGUCGCGCCUACAACCGUGCAGCUCGCAGAACAUCCCGAUCUUCAGGGAGAUCGAGAUGUGCAUGGGCAUCAUCAAGAACCAAAUGUUGGCGUUGAUACCCACUCCGAGUGGCUAGCGCCAUGCCUCCUCCGGGCACCUUGCCUAUAUAUUUCGGAAAGAGACCGGAUAACUCUAUGUGGUGUGUAUUUUUCCUUUUUAUGUUUUGCUGUUUGUACAAUGUGUAUGUUAUUGCUCAUUAUAUAUUGAACCGUGGAAAAUUA